CGAGAGUGGAGGUGCGCGGUUGCUUGAUUUUUGCGUUGCACGCGGUUGUGCUGUGCACAUUACCUGAGGUGUUUCUCACCCUCAGCUAACGUGUGUUGAUGAUGCUGAUGAUGGAGAGUCUCCUCUACAAGCCUCUAGAAAUGCGUUGCACCCGCAGAAACUUGUCCGUUCUCCAACUCAGUCUAUACACGUAACAUAGCAUCUCCGCUCCGGUUGAUCCCCGUGAUAACGUGUACGGCCCUUCUCCAAUUUUUCAACAGCUUCACACCUUCAAAAGCCAUAAAUCGCUCCCCGGUUGUGUUCGCCUCGUACAAUCUAUUCUUCGUUGUAGUAAAGUAUACUUUUUGUCCAUCACUCGGUGAGUCAAUGUCAACUUCCUAUAGUAAGCGAGAUCCAUUGCUCCUGAGUCCUGCCAGUAUACAGACUAUAUCUUCGAAGAGCUCAAAGAUAAGUGAUCAGAGCGAAUACACUCUAUCAUUUCCUAAUCAACAUCGUAUUGAGCUAAUGAACGGUGACGUCGGACAGUACAUUGAGCAAACUAUGAUUUUGGAUAAACCUGGCUUUAGCAUUCGAAGUCACAUGUCCAUUCAGUCCCCGAAAAUGUCUCCAGAUUCUACCCUCACGCACCCCCCUCUGUCGACUUGCGCAAACAUAUCUCACCUUCCUCACAGUUCCCCAGGACUCUGUGUCUCUGGUUCUACUCAGUCGUCUCUCCGUGAGAGUUCCCUCCGUUCUGCUCUGACCGACACUCACGAUAGACAGCGCGUCGGAAGUUCCGAUAGUAGUACCUCUGCUCAUGUGCCAUCUAUGCAGUUGAAAUCAGAACACUCUCGUCCCACUUACUCCUCCAGUCCAGUGAGUCGCUCAAUCGCAACUGCUGUAUCAAAUGCGUCAAGACCCUGCACGCCAAACAGCGCUGGUACUACACCUAAUUCUGGUUCCGUGCCAUCUAGCACAACCCCAGUGAAAAAGUCUUCUCGCCGCAAUCCCUGGGGCUCAGAAACCUACUCUGAUCUCAUCACUGUUGCAAUCCACUCGUACCCGGACCAACAGGCCACUUUGCAGCAGAUCUAUGACUUCAUCAUUACACAUUACGACUACUUCAGGGAACGCAGCGAUCCAACUACUUCAGCCGGAUGGAAAAACUCCAUCCGACACAACCUGUCGUUGCAUGACCGGUUCACAAAGUGCCCAAAGUCCUCAGACAACACCAAGUCAUCGUACUGGCGGAUCAACACAGAUGUGGCAGCUAGGCCGUACAUACGCCGCAGAGCAUGCUCCAUGGAUACAAACAACCGUAAACGCCCUGGCAAAUCCGGUAGUCGUGGAUCAAUCAACGGGUUGCGUGGUGUUCGGCACUCGGGCUCGCACAACGGCACAUCGUUAACUAGCACCUCAGGAGCAUUGGGAACCAGCGCUGCUCAUGUACUCUUACCAUCUCUGUGCGAAAUGCAGUGCGUCUCCUUGGACUUGGCCGGCGAUGGUGGAAUCGAUGAGUGCGGCCGAUCACGCGAUUUUCGUUUUUACCCCAAACCCUUUCCGUCUAACGAGAAAAUGACUGGCUAUCUACCAUAUGCGCCAUCUCUACCACAACCCUUCACGGAGUCAGAUGUGCCGAACGCCCAUAGUAAUGGGAACCGAUGGUCUAGCUACAAAACGUCCUCGUCCGUCCGCUCAAUGCACUCAAAUACCACAACCAGCACAUCCUAUUCACACGAUCAUUUACCCAACAAUCUCCUUUUUGAUCCAACAGAGUUCCACUCAGUGGCUGCAUCAACCGAUCAGGCGUUGGUUCGCAGUCGAGCCAGCAGCUUGAUCGAGCACCUUCUUCGCACGGACCCGUCGGCUGUUGGGAGUUCAAACGAAAUGCGCGGCUCCACAUCUGUUCACCUGCCACAGUCCUAUUUGCCGAAUACCUUUCUCGGCGGUACCGUUCCGCAUUCGACUAACAAUCUGACGUGUGUUCGCUCAUCGUCAAUGGAUCAACCUUCGCACUAUUUUUUCACCUCGUCCUUACCACAACCUCAUCCUGUCGACAUGAGACCGCAUUCAAUGCAUACUAGAUCGACGACUCCGGAAGCUUGCUUGACGGAUACUGUUGCUGACCAUCCAAUUUUACCACUUCAUCUGCACAGCACCGGUCAUCAUCCCGCAUCCAGUUUUCAUCUUCCUUGGCAACACUACACUUCUCCGUAUCAACUGCCAGUGGGAGCGCCCUCAACUAGCCUAUAUUCUGGCUUUUCUGGUACUUCUGGCUUUUCAAUCCCACCGGUUAAUGCAUCUAUCUCACCCUUGCAUGACGAAACGCAAUCCGACUACGAAGCCACAUCGUCCAAAGCCACCUCUCUGCAUACCGGAAAUCCCAGCAGGUUCUUACCUUUUCUUGUGAAUUCCGCUCUAUCUCCGUCCACGAAUAGUUCAACCAGCUCUUCUACCAAAUCUUGGCGACCUCCGCAAUUAACACUAUCUGGGAGUGCAUUCACUUCUGCCACUCCGAUAGGGCACACUUCUGCCGUGGUGGAUGGUCGCUCAUUUGGACCUUUAACGCCUCCGACUUCUCUUUACUACUCCCCACUGCGUCAGCCACUGUGCGGUGCGUUCGAAAGUAGCGAAUGUGCCUUGGACACACCACCUUAUCAUCACAUUAAGCCAGAGCCACUUCCCGAAGCGGACGAGGCAGCUUCUAGCAGGGCUGCAUCCUCGGAAGACACCGACGGCAUAGGUAUCCUCGUGCGAUAUCACUCAUCUACUAGUUAUCCCACUUGUACUCAAUCUCAGGGUGCAUGUGGGACGAUGAGUUCACGCUUUGGCACGGAAUUCAACUACGAAGAGGAUGAAGAUCGCGAUAAAUUAGAACUAGAGCUAAGUCUCGAACUGGCCGAUCGAAUCGUUGGCUCCACCAGAUCCUCCACCACAACAGAAUCCAAAUAGACACCUUUUUUCACUGUGAGAGCAGAGGCUGUACCCACUUCAGAGAGUUUUCUUUCUCCGUCACACCAAUUCUCCUUUGUUCAUUCUUUUCUUCCUUUCUGCUGCUUUCAUCUGUCUCCAUCUAACCGGUACUCAAAUCUUGUUCCAAGCGCUGUCUCUGUUCAACACAGACAAGCUUGGUCACAGAAAAAGAAGGGGACAGUGCUCUAUACUCUUUAUAUCUUGCAUCUUGACUACUAUCGCUCCCAUCUCUGUGAUCCGUCACCCUCCUGUGACGGCAAAUCCAGUCAGGUUCAACCGUGCUUUCCGAAUUUCUAUGCUCGCUCCCCUCGGUUUAGCGAUAAAGUCUCUGUUCGAGUUUCAGCUCAUGUCGUCCAUACCGAUUUUGCUGUUCAUCCGAGCGAUCUUAUGCACGCUUCAUCUGUCAGCUAACCAGAAGUGGCUAUUUUUUCCGUGCGGCUGCUAUGAUCUUAUGUGGAAUAUUUUCUGACCUACGUUUGUACGUCGUUUUAUUCUCCUCUCUCAUCCCCAUUACUACUGCUUCCAUCGGCGUCACGCAUUUAGCCGAUCCAGCUAUUUCCGUACUUUCCUUUUUUUAUUUAUUCCUGCUGUGUCGCUGUUUUCCGUGUUGACACCGUUCCUCAGGACCCGUCUGUUUGUUUAAUAAGUCCAUUGCUCUGCUUGCUUUCCUUCCGCUUGUGUUUCGGUGAUGUGUGUGUGUGUGUGCUUGAUAGUAUUUAACUGUCCUCCACUUCCCCUAUGAUUGUCUGGCUUUUUUUGUGCGACUUUUGCUAACUGAACUUGAUCUUGCCUUUGAUCGCUGCCAUUUGUUUUUGGUUUAAUUCCAUAUGGCUUUCCUCUCUUCGUUGUUUUUCCACCAGUGAUUUGCAUCAUCCUCCCAGGGAAUGUUACUUUUUGAUAAUAUCGUCAUUCGACUUUUAUCCGAAAUUAUGACAGCAGAUGUUUUCUCUCCUCCACCGGUUAACCCAUUCUCCCCCUAUCCAUUUGCGAUGAAACCGGUUUCCCACAUGAGCGCCCAUAUUUUCUAUUGUCCUCCUCUUAUUUUUCAUCUUUCCUCUCGCAUAGCGUGAUGGAUUCGGUCGAUUUAUUGUUUUCUUGAAUCAAGCGCCUGUUUUCUUGCCACCUGGUUUUUUAUUGCAAGAAUGCUACACCUCUUUCCUACUUCGUCUCGACUACUCACGUCGCUCGUCAAUGUUUGUCACGCAUGGUUAUUCGUGCCCGCUUCUCUAUUUUUAUUUUGUUUUCCCCCUUGUCUCACAAUGAGCACUGCUUACACCAAGACUGAUUGUCAUCGUCGUUCUUGCAUGCGCCACCCUCUCGAUCUACUGGGCGCAGUCCUUGUUGCAAAAUCUACCUCCUAUCCCACUUUCACGAAGUGCUACUCCCUGUCAAGUAAGCGGCUUUUUAUCUUGCAGAGACGUUUCUUUCCCUACUUACUUGUCAUUGUUCUUUUGUACUACCAGAACUUCAUUCUGCCUCAUUGCACACUUUCCCCAGUGCUACCCGACUUCCUCCCUAUGAGUAUUAGUGACUCCAAUCCAGUCGCUUUUCGAGAUACAUCGGGUUUUUGGCGAGCCCACCCAGUACCCCGCUAACCAGCUGCACACUCAGGUAUAUCAACACUACGAUAGUGUUGUGUUCUCAUCCGCAACAUCACUCAGGAAUUGUUUUUUGCUGGUUGAUGUGCAGUUUCCUUAUUACCUACCUGUCUGCUCCGUUUUUCCUACCUCUCCAUGAAUUAUUCAUCUCACAAAUUUUUUGAACUUUCGGACCACGAUCACCAGGUGCAUCAAUAAAUGCUUUCGAGUACGGC
Dicrocoelium dendriticum is the source of this 4765-nucleotide messenger RNA. The record is from the annotation of a GenBank genome assembly. NCBI's taxonomy places the organism in Eukaryota, Metazoa, Platyhelminthes, Trematoda, Plagiorchiida, Dicrocoeliidae.